GACGGGUGCGGAGGCCGAGCGCGCAGGCCAGGCCCAAGCCCACUGUUUGGAGGCCUUGCUCUGCGGCCAUGGGGGCUUCUGCGCGGCUGCUCCGUGCAGCGAUCAUGGGGGCCCCUGGCUCGGGCAAGGGCACUGUGUCGUCGCGCAUCAUCAAGCACUUCGAGCUGAAGCACCUCUCCAGCGGGGACCUACUCCGGGACAACAUGCUGCGGGGCACAGAAAUCGGUGUGUUAGCCAAGACGUUCAUUGACCAAGGGAAGCUCAUCCCAGAUGAUGUCAUGACUCGGCUGGUCCUUCAUGAGCUGAAGCAUCUCACCCAGUGUAACUGGCUGUUGGACGGUUUUCCAAGGACAGUUCCACAGGCUGAAGCCCUGGAUAGAGUUUAUCACAUAGACACGGUGAUUAACCUGAAUGUGCCCUUUGAAGUCAUUAAGCAGCGCCUCACAGCUCGCUGGAUUCAUCCAGCCAGUGGUCGUGUCUACAACAUUGAAUUCAACCCUCCCAAGACUGUGGGCAUCGAUGACCAGACUGGGGAGCCUCUCAUGCAGCGUGAGGAUGACAGACCAGAGACGGUCAUCAAGAGGCUGAAGGCAUAUGAAGCACAGACACAGCCAGUCCUGGAGUAUUACCAGAAAAAAGGGGUGUUGGAAACAUUCUCUGGAACAGAAACCAACAAGAUCUGGCCCUAUGUGUAUGCUUUCCUCCAAACAAAAGUUCCACAGACCAGCCAGAAAGGCUCAGUUACUCCAUGA
This is a messenger RNA of Orycteropus afer afer, 752 nucleotides long. It is a transcript of the gene AK3, whose product is annotated as adenylate kinase 3. The record is from RefSeq and is a predicted model, not a curated record. Gene Ontology annotation, molecular function: ATP binding; AMP kinase activity. NCBI's taxonomy places the organism in Eukaryota, Metazoa, Chordata, Mammalia, Tubulidentata, Orycteropodidae. Gene Ontology annotation, cellular component: mitochondrion; cytoplasm. Gene Ontology annotation, biological process: nucleobase-containing compound metabolic process.